Messenger RNA from Plutella xylostella (diamondback moth), 876 nucleotides. The record is from RefSeq and is a predicted model, not a curated record. Lineage: Eukaryota; Metazoa; Arthropoda; Insecta; Lepidoptera; Plutellidae.
AUGGAUAAGUCAUUAUCUACGCCGGACAUUUCUAGCCGAGAAAACGCAAGUACACCUCCUAAUUUUGUCUCGCAACGGAAUAAAAGAAGGAGAGAGUUUGAGACGGAUGAUAUGGAUUUGGCGUUCAGUUCAUUUAAGGAAGAAAUGAAGGAAAUGAUCAAGACGCUGAUGGAAGGACAAGAAAUUGAACUUAAGAAAAUCACCCCGACACUCAUGGAAAUAAAGGAAACUAACUGUAACAUUGAAAACUCUAUAGCAUUCCUAACUGCUCAAAACGAUGAGUUUAAAAAGAAAAUUGAGCAAAUUGAAUUACAAUCUAGAAAGGAUAAAGAGUAUAUUACUUUACUUGAAGAAAAACUUGAAGAUAUGCAACGUGGGAGUCGAAAGGCAAAUAUAGAAAUUAAAAACGUUCCAAAAUCCAACAAAGAAACUAAAGAUGAAUUAAUAAAUAUGGUUAUGAGUCUGGCCAAAAACAUAGACUGUAAAAUUACGAAAACAGAUAUCAGAGAUAUUUAUAGAGUACAAGGAAAGAAAGAUGCUAAGACUAACACACCAAUUAUAGUUGAGACUUCUUCUACUAUUUUGAAGACUGAUAUACUGAAGCUGAGCAAGACUUACAACUACAAACAAAAACAGAAAUUAUGUGCCAAACAUCUAGGCAUCACUAAAAAUGAAGAUACUCCUAUAUAUGUAUCUGAACAAUUAACCGCAAGAGGUUCUCGCCUUUUCUUUCUCGCAAGAGAUCUUGCUAAAUCAAAAGGAUAUAAGUUCAGCUGGACUUCUUAUGGAAAAAUUUACGUGAGGCAGGACGAACACUCACCAAUAAUUGCAAUCAAAAGUGAAGCUCAAGUUAACAAUCUUAUGCAAAAAAAGUGA